AGAAACCCAUUUGGGUACCAGCCAUGGAGAGAAAAGCGUACAUUUCAGGCUAUGUUCGAUCUUUUGGAAGCCGAUAUUGUCGUACUGCAAGAGACCAAGAUACAGCGUAAGGACCUGACGGACGAUAUGGUUUUGGUUCCUGGAUGGGACGUCUACUUUAGUCUGCCGAGACACAAAAAAGGAUACUCUGGCGUUGCCAUCUACACGCGGAAUGCCACUUGUGCACCCAUUAGGGCCGAAGAAGGAAUACUGGGUGUGCUCUGCCCUCCCAAAUCAACUACCCAGUUUCGAAACCUACCCGAUGACCAGCGGAUCGGGGGUUACCCCAGGCCGGAGCAACUCUCAGGAAACAUCGACGAACUGCUGCUGGAUUCCGAGGGUAGAUGCGUUAUUCUCGAAUUCCCCGCCUUUGUGCUGCUGGGCGUUUACAGUCCAGCUAACCGCGAUGAGUCAAGGGUGGAGUUUCGCAUGGAGUUCCUCCAGGCCCUGGACGCUAGAGUGCGAAACUUGGUCGCUGAAGGCAAGGAGGUGAUAUUGGCGGGGGACCUGAACGUCAGUCGCGCUGAGGCCGACUCCACCAACAUUGUCGAGAACCUUCGAAAAGAAGGUCUGAGCAUGGAGGAGUGGAUGAACCUGCCCUCGCGCCGACUCUUCAACCAUCUGGUCUUUGGAGGCACGGUGCAAGGAGAACGCGACGUAGGGCGGGAGCAGCCUGUGCUGUGGGAUCUGUGCAGAGAAUUUCACCCCGCACGAGAGGGCAUGAACACAUGUUGGGAUACGAAGCGAAACACACGACCGGCCAACAACGGCAGCCGCAUCGACUAUGUGCUCUGCAGCCACGGGUUGAGAGACUGGUUCACAGAGGCCAACAUUCAAGAAGGCUUGAUGGGAUCUGAUCACUGUCCAGUCUUUGCCACGCUAGCCGACGUCGUGACGACUGGAAAUGAAAAGGUGUCGCUUUUGCACCUUGUCAACCCAGUCGGCAUGUUUGACAGAGACGGGCGACGCCUCCGGGAAUGGCACCCGAAGGACGUUCUGCCCUUGUCAGCCAAGCUGAUUCCUGAAUUCGACCGGCGACAGAGCAUCCGGGACAUGUUUACGAAGAAGGCUGGCGUUAGACCGUCGAGCUAUUCUUCGUCACUGGGCGCCGGCGAACCUACCCCGGAAGGAGAGCCAGCGGGCGACUCGGCGCGCUCAGAGCAGCUCGAGAGCAAGACGAAGACGAGCCACGCUGCUGAUCAUGGGCUCGGAUUGAGCGACGCUAGGCACUCCGCAAGAUCAAAUCCGCUACUAGCUCAAGGACAGACGACUCUGCAGGGCUUUUUUCAGCCCUCAUCCGCUAAGCGGGUGACGAAGGGAAGAGACGGCGACGCCACCACGACUGCCAGCGCCAACACCAGCGCCCCGUUUUCUUGCGAGCAAACAACAGCGGCGGCAGCAGCGCUGCCCUCUGAUCGCCUGGUAUUUGACCCAAUUCUAGCAAAAGAAUCCUGGUCAAAACUGCUCGGAAAACGGAAGCUUCCCCGAUGCGAGCACAAUGAACCCUGCAUCAGCCUCGUCACGAAGAGGCCUGGAGUCAAUUGUGGUAUGUCGUUCUAUAUCUGCGCCCGGCCGCUAGGUCCCUCCGGCGAGAAAGAACGAGGCUCUGAGUGGCGGUGCGGUACUUUCAUUUGGAGCAGCGAUUGGAACGGAUCACCUUCUUGA
Trichoderma reesei QM6a is the source of this 1704-nucleotide messenger RNA. Its product is annotated as DNA lyase. Gene Ontology annotation, cellular component: nucleus. NCBI's taxonomy places the organism in Eukaryota, Fungi, Ascomycota, Sordariomycetes, Hypocreales, Hypocreaceae. The annotation marks the transcript as partial. The transcript is spliced from 6 exons. Gene Ontology annotation, molecular function: zinc ion binding; endonuclease activity; phosphoric diester hydrolase activity. Gene Ontology annotation, biological process: base-excision repair. The record is from RefSeq and is a predicted model, not a curated record.